Molecule: messenger RNA, 2440 nt
Organism: Monopterus albus (swamp eel)
Lineage: Eukaryota; Metazoa; Chordata; Actinopteri; Synbranchiformes; Synbranchidae
Product: protein-glutamine gamma-glutamyltransferase K-like
Exons: 14
Coding region: 80-2407 (775 amino acids)
Biological process (GO): peptide cross-linking
Molecular function (GO): protein-glutamine gamma-glutamyltransferase activity
Source: RefSeq, a predicted model, not a curated record
UGAAGCUUGUCUGUGAAACACUAAGGCGCACCGAGCAGAAGAUUUCUAUCUCCAGUCUGCACACUGCCACUGAACAAAGAUGCCUGUAGAGAGGCAGCCAAUCAGAGACAGAUCUGCAGUGGGUCGGUUUCCAUCUGUCACUCUUGGAUUUGAGGAAGACACAGAGCAAGGACAGAAACAACCAGAAGAAAAUCAUGCUCAGAAAAAAAAUGCAUGCCAUCAGUGGCUGUGUAAAGUUUGCCCAUCCUGCAGUCCCAAAGUAAAUGAUGAUGACAUCGCACACAUUUUGGUCAUAGGGAAGGAUGACCUGAAUGAGGAGCACGAGCUCAGCGAACACCUUCUCCAAGUGCGAUCAAUAGACCUACUGAAAAGCAAAUCAGGGCCGAACCGCAUGGAACAUCACACAAAUCUAUACCACCGUGAAAAUUUAAUUAUUCGCAGAGGACAGAAUUUCCAGAUGUGGAUUACCCUGUCUCGAUCGUUCAACCCCAACACUGACAAACUUCACCUGGAACUUAAAACAGGGCCACUGCCAUCAGUCUCAAAGGGAACCCACAUAAUAAUCCCUUUAGUGGAAGAGUUGGAGGACAAUCGCUGGGAGGCUGCUGUUGUGACACACGAUGACAAAAAGAUAAAGUUGUCUGUUAAUUCUCCACCCACGGCGGUCAUUGGCCGAUAUCAGCUCACUGUGGAAACCAACUGUGGAAAUGACAAUAAGGCCAUUUCCACACACACUCCUGCUAAUGACAUCUACAUGUUGUUCAACCCCUGGUGUGAAGAUGACACAGUGUUCAUGGAUUCUGAAGAUGAGAAGAAAGAGUAUAUACUGAAUGACGUUGGACAAAUCUACUAUGGCACAGAAGAUCAAAUUGGGAUGAGGACCUGGAACUAUGGACAGUUUGAUGAAGAGAUUCUUGAUGCUUGCCUCUAUAUCCUGGAAAAGAGUGGAACUCCUCCGUCUGGUUGGGGCGAACCAGUUAAUGUGGCACGAAUCAUCUCAGCCUUGGUCAACUCCCCUGAUGACCAGGGGGUCCUGGAGGGAAACUGGUCAGGAGACUAUUCAGGUGGAACUACUCCAACAGUGUGGAGUGGAAGUGUGGAAAUCCUGAAGGAAUACUAUAAAAACAAUGGCACCCCCGUUAAGUAUGGCCAGUGCUGGGUCUUUGCUGGCGUGGUCACUGCAGUUUUACGGUGUUUAGGCAUUCCCACUCGAACUGUGACCAACUUCAGCUCAGCUCAUGACACAGACAAUUCCUUGACCACAGACGUAUACCUGGACGAGAACCUGGAGCCUAUAGAUCAUCUCAAUACUGACUCUGUCUGGAACUUCCAUGUGUGGAACGACUGCUGGAUGGCUCGUCCAGACUUGCCUCCGGGCAAUGGAGGGUGGCAAGCUGUUGACGCCACACCUCAGGAGACCAGUCAGGGCAUCUACAACUGUGGCCCUGCUUCUCUUGCAGCUGUCCGCAAUGGUCAGGUCUACCUCAAACAUGACUCUUCAUUUGUGUUUGCUGAGGUAAACAGUGAUAAAAUCUACUGGCAGAGAAAUGCAGAUGGGACCUUCAGUCAGAUUUACAGUGAGGAAAAGGUUGUAGGCCACAACAUCAGCACCAAGGCUGUUGGCUCUGAUGAACGCUAUGACAUCACACACCUUUACAAAUAUCCUGAAGGUACAGACUUGGAGCGCAUUGCUGUGGAAACAGCAUGUCACUACGGCUCCAAAGCAAGCACCUAUUCAUCUCCAACAGCAGACGUCACUAUAGAAGUGACCAUGGAUGGUGAAGGUCCUAAAAUGGGACAGGAUGCAGAGCUUACUAUUAAGCUGCAAAACAGCAGCUCAGCACAACGCACGGUUACCCUGCAUGGCCAGGCAGCAGUCAUGUACUACACAGGUGUCCUCAAGGCCACAGUCAGAAAGGAUGAAGUAGUCAUGGAAGUAAUGCCCAACGAGGUAAAAUCCUUGGAGUGGGCCAUGGAGUACAAAGACUACAAGGACCAGCUGAUAGAUCAGGCUGCUCUGAUGCUGACACUGUCAGGCAGGGUCAAAGAAACACAGCAGGUUUUGGCCACUCAGUUCAGUUUCCGACUCAGGACACCAGACCUCACCUUAAAGCCAGUUGGGAAGGCCGUGGUAGGGGACGAGAUGGCAGUAGAGAUUUCUUUUACUAACCCCCUACCACAGAUGCUGAAAGCAGUGAUAUUCCAUGUGGAAGGACUGGGCCUUCUAAAUGCUCGAAAGAUUAAUUAUGGAGAUAUUGGCAGCCGUGCCUCCGUGUCUCUCACUGAGCACUUUGUCCCAACGCUUUCUGGACCAAGGAAAUUACUGGCUUCGCUGGACUGUAAGCAGCUCACACAGGUUCAUGGUGUAACCGACAUCACUGUGGCGGAAAAAAGCAACACUGCUUGAUAGCAAUUUAAAAACAGAGGCAUGUGGACAUUG